Molecule: messenger RNA, 495 nt
Organism: Paramacrobiotus metropolitanus
Lineage: Eukaryota; Metazoa; Tardigrada; Eutardigrada; Parachela; Macrobiotidae
Exons: 2
Coding region: 1-495 (164 amino acids)
Molecular function (GO): nucleic acid binding
Source: RefSeq, a predicted model, not a curated record
AUGUCAUCAAUAAAAACCAACACGUUCCUCCAUUUCAUGUUCGCAAGCGUCAAAUCCAUGGCGCGCUGGAAAGCAGAAGGCGCGUCCUUCAUCCCAAAAGUCAGCAAAUAUGUCCGAAAAUCGCAAAGCUGGGUGAUCAGGGUGCUGCAUCAGUACGAUGAAGAAACGGGUGAACGCAAGGUGAAAAAUAAGAAAGGAAGACCGAGAAAAACAACAGCCGAAGAAGACCAAACAGCCAUAAACCUCCAAAUCAAACAGUCACGCCAAAAUAAGGGAGGAAUUGCAGUGUGGGGUGCGAUCUGCGCAGCAGGCCGAGUUGCGUUGGUGCGAUUCCAGGGGAUAAUGAAUUCCGAAAAGUAUGAGGAGGUGUUGUUCGACCAACUCCUUCCUUACCUGGACGCAAACGGUCGCGAUCUCACUUACCAGCAGGAUAAUGCACCGUGUCACACCUCCGCAGCCAUGAAAAGUUCUUCGAGACGGAAGACAUCAACGUGA